GUCCGGCAUUGAGUGCGGGACGUCCGGUGUGUGGGGUCCAUCGCAUCACUCGCUCGGAUACUUCCUCAAGGAGAGCCCGGCUCUAGGGGCAAAUAUGUAGAUUAGGUUGUCCUGGGAUAUUUUUAGACAUUGGGAAUUUCCGCUACUUGCCAGAGUUCGAAUGUUAGAGUAUUUGGAAGGUUUUCAUCCACCUUGAAGAUACUACUGUGUGGACAAAAUGCUCAUUGUUUUCAUUGCACAUUUUAUGGCGGUUCUCGCCCAAUCAGCAGCAUCGUUUAACUGCCCCUCGCUGUUCAACUUCUACCCUGACGUCCACGACUGCACCAAGUUCUACCGCUGUAUCUGGGGGAAGGGCGCGGCCUUCAACUGCCCCACGGAGACCCUGUGGUCCCAGGAACUGCUGACCUGUAACCACGCCAAGGAGGUCAAGUGUGACAAGCCGCCCGUCUCAGACGAACUCAAGCUGUUUGAGGCGCCAGACUUCUCCGUCGACAUUGCAUCCGCUGCCAAGAAACAAAAAUACGAAACGUCGUACGGCGGAAAAUACGCCGGAUCUACCGCGGCUAAAGACGCGGAGGGUUAUAACGAAGAGGAAGAGGACGAUGAGGAAGGUGAUGAAAGCAGCAGUGAGGAUAGAGAGGAGGAAGGUAAUGAGGAAGAGGCGGAGGACAAAGCUAAUGACGAUAAAGAGAACGAAGAGGAAGAUAACAGUUGGAAAGACAAGAGCAAGCGAGAGGGAGACACUAAAGAUAAUUUCCAGUACAACCCGUUCGCGUUCAGCAACUACAGGUUCGGGUACUACCCACCCCCGCCCUUCUCCAGACCCGAGUAUCACAACAUCGUGAGCCCGGGGGGUAUGGCGCCCCUCCAGCAGCAUGUCCUACACCCAUCCUCACCCUACGUCAUGCCCCACCCCUCUCAGUACCAGCCCCCACCCUACCCGCCCCAGGCAGCCUACUACAUCUCUCCCCCUAAAUACCUCAUCCAUUCUCCCAAACAACUCCCCUUUGAGCAGCAGAUCGCUUUGCCCCGUGACCCCAAAUCCCCCUGGUACCAGAACAGUUUCCUGUACAACAAGCUGCUGCCGGUACCCCACUACGGGAGUCACGUGAUGAACCCCUACUAUGCCAGCCCAGAAAGCAACUUUGAGGUGGUCAAUGUUGACGUCACGCCCACCGAGCUAGACCGGAUGAAGGUGUACGACCCCCUACAAGACAAACCCCGUCGGGACGAUGACCUUUGGGGCGGGACGGAUCUGUUCAGGGCCGGCUAUGGGUACAAGAUUAUUUACCACAAAUAAUGAAACCUUCGCCUAAUUGCGCGAAAAUGUCAUCAAUAUUCCUUCACAUUUAGUCGCGAAUGUUCGUGUUAUUUAUGUUCAUUAGUAUUAUAAAUUUUUCUGCUGUUCAUUUAAAUUUCAUUUUUUAACUUCUCUUUGUUAGGAUUUAUAUUUCAAUCAUCUUACAGUGGUUUUGGCAAUAUCUUCUUAGCCUUUCAAUGGCUAUAAAAGGCAGCUGAAACGACAUAAAUACAAAUAGCAUUAGAAUUAUAAGUUUGUGUAUAUGUUUAAUCUUUUUUUUUACAUUAUUUUUAAGUAAAUCUGAUAGAUCCCCGAAAUAUUGACAAAUGUUGUCACGAUUUUAAAAUUUGUUAACUUUGACAGCUGCCUUUGUUGUCUUUAAACAAGACUCAAACAUCACAGUCCCAGUUUUAAAAUUACCGGUACUUAUAAUAGUCAUUUAUCAUACAAUUUAUUUUUGUAUUUACUUCUAUUUACAUAUGUUAUACAGUUUGUUGGGAAUUACUUGGGAU
Molecule: messenger RNA, 1812 nt
Organism: Physella acuta
Lineage: Eukaryota; Metazoa; Mollusca; Gastropoda; Physidae
Cellular component (GO): extracellular region
Molecular function (GO): chitin binding
Source: RefSeq, a predicted model, not a curated record